Molecule: messenger RNA, 399 nt
Organism: Dentiscutata erythropus
Lineage: Eukaryota; Fungi; Glomeromycota; Glomeromycetes; Diversisporales; Gigasporaceae
Source: the annotation of a GenBank genome assembly
AUGGAAUCUACUUUCUAUUUUAACUUUGUGAAAUACCUAACAACUUUGGAAUUACCCCCAAAUUUGACUUUAAAGAAGCAACAACAAUUUAAAAAACAAGCAACACAUUAUAUUGUUAAAAACAACCAACUAUACAGGAAACUAAAAGGAUCUUUACAAAAAUUACUAUAUGUCAUUCAGGAAUCUGAACUGCUUACUCAACUUCAAGUUCAUAUUGAUCUUAUAAUGAAUAAAUUACAGCAAGUUCAGUUAAAAGCUCAACAAAAUAUUGAAAUAGCUCAACAAAAACAAAAGGAAAAACAUGAUAAAUGUGUUAAGGAAAUUUUAUUUCAUAUUGGAGAUAAAGUAUUAUUAUAUCGAUCUGCUCAAGCUAAAAUUCAUGGUGAUAAAUUUCAAUAA